Ixodes scapularis (black-legged tick) is the source of this 2887-nucleotide messenger RNA. Its product is annotated as ER degradation-enhancing alpha-mannosidase-like protein 1. Gene Ontology annotation, cellular component: endoplasmic reticulum; membrane. The coding region runs from base 581 to 2329 and encodes 582 amino acids. Gene Ontology annotation, biological process: carbohydrate metabolic process; mannose trimming involved in glycoprotein ERAD pathway; endoplasmic reticulum mannose trimming. The transcript has a single exon. Gene Ontology annotation, molecular function: mannosyl-oligosaccharide 1,2-alpha-mannosidase activity; calcium ion binding. Lineage: Eukaryota; Metazoa; Arthropoda; Arachnida; Ixodida; Ixodidae. The record is from RefSeq and is a predicted model, not a curated record.
GAAAUUUGUGCAAGACUUUGUCUCGUAAAGCGCGUAAGGGUGCGGGGCAUCGGAACCGAAACAAUUCAUACGACAAGAAAAUGAGACUUCUGAUUUCUUAAGAUUUAAAUAAACUCCUAUUCAAAUACAAUAUAGCCAAUUACAAGAGAAUUUAGGUCUCUUCGAUUAUUUUAGUUAAAACUUGUAUUUUAUGCUUGGUAUCUAACAGGCGAAACCGAAAGCAGGCCGAGCAGCCAUAUCGACAUACAACAGCCACAAGAAUCCAAAGUCGAAUCCAAUCCAAGGUAUGGGGCAGUGGGUGGGCUGCUUGUGACAUGGGGCACGGGUCGUAAUGGGGUCGCUUUAAGAGGAAACAAAACGUCACGGCAGAAAUUCGAGGAGAACCAGACCCCGAAACUCAACGGCUGCGACCGCCGAUGACCCACGGCAUGUCCUCUACGCGACACCGGAGCCGCAAGGCGCACCCUUUGACAGCGCAGCGACAUGUGUUGGCCUCCGCUCAUAAGUCCACGUAGCUCGCGUACGAGAUGACGACACAGCCGACGCGAAGUUCUCCCGUUUUCGUCGACGGCUGAUCGUCAUGUGCCGGGCGGCGCGAGCCUCGCUCACCAUCAUCGCCGCGUUGGUCAGCCUCGGCCUACCCGCUGCGAGCUACGAUGUCUUCUUCUACAAGCCGGGCUUCUACGACCGCAAGUACGGCAGCUUCCCCGAGAAACUCCGCCUGGAAAUGGCGCAAGAGGCGAAGCUCAUGUUCGAGUUUGCUUAUGACAGCUACAUGAAGUACGCCUUCCCCAAGGACGAGCUGAACCCCAUCUACUGCACAGGCAGGGGUCCCGACUACGACGAUCCGUCCAACAUCAACAUCAACGACGUCCUCGGCGACUACUCGCUCACCCUCGUCGACGCCUUGGACACUCUGGCGGUGAUGCGGAACGUGACGGAGUUCAAGCGCGCCGUCCAGCUGGUGCUAGACAACGUCUCCUUCGACAAGGACAACGUGAUUCAGGUGUUCGAGGCUAACAUCCGGCUCCUCGGCGCCCUGCUGUCUGCUCACCUCCUAAUCACCGACGAAGAGCAGCCGUUUGGGGACCUCCGACCAGAUGGCUACAAGGACGACCUUCUAAGGCUGUCCAAUGAUCUCGCCACCAGGCUGCUGCCGGCCUUCAAGAACACGAGGACAGGGAUACCCUACCCUCGCGUCAACCUGCGGACUGGAGUCCCGCCUGGCGUUUCAACCCACACCUGUACCGCGGGUGCGGGGUCGUUACUCCUAGAGUUCGGAGUCUUGAGCAGGCUGGUUGGGAAUAAGGUCUUUGAGACUGUGGCCCGGAGGGCCACAAGGGCCCUGUGGGACCUCAGGGCGAAGGACACGGGUCUUCUGGGCAACAUCGUUGACGUCAACACCGGCGAAUGGAUCGGGAAGAUGAGUGGCAUUGGAGCAGGCUUGGACUCUUUCUAUGAGUACCUGCUCAAGACCUACAUCCUGUUUGGGGACGUUGAAGACUUCCGCAUGUUCAACGAGAGCUACAGCCUUAUCAAGCAGUACAUGCGUAAAGGGAGGCUGCUGUGCAACGAGGGUCGUGGCGAUCAUCCGCUCUACGUCAACGUCAACAUGCACGAUGGCUCGACGUCAACCCUGUGGAUCGAUUCCCUCCAGGCAUCGUUCUCGGGCAUCCAGGUCUUGAUGGGGGACAUCGAGGAAGCCAUCUGCAGCCACGCUCUCUUCUAUGCCAUAUGGAGGCGGUUCGGGGCCCUCCCGGAACGCUUCAACUGGCAGAAGGUCUCCCCUGACCUGGCCUUUUACCCGCUCAGACCCGAGCUGAUAGAGUCGACCUACCUUCUCUAUCGGGCGACAAAGAACCCUUUCUAUCUCCAUGUGGGACGGGACAUCCUCCAGAGUCUUAACAACUUCACCAAGGCGGACUGUGGAUAUGCGACCAUACACAACGUCCAAGACAAGUCACUCGAGGACCGCAUGGAAAGUUUCUUCCUCAGCGAGACUUGCAAAUACCUGUACCUCCUUUUUGACACUGACAAUCCGGUGAACAAGCGGUUCGCCAAAUACGUCUUCACGACGGAAGGGCACAUCCUGCCGAUCAUCCGCCUCUUGAGGACAGCUGCUGAGCAACAGGUGAAAGAAGACAUGCACAGUGUUGUCAGCAGCGAUGUACCUGGCGUGGCGUCUACUGUGAUUUCUAAUAGGAGACUUAACGAGACGGACCGACAGUGCGGAAAAGUGCCUGAUGAAAGGCAGUACCUGCUGCCGCUUAAGCACAACUACCUCCAGCAGAUCAGCCAGUCGCUGGGACUGGACAGGGAUGUCUUUUAGGCAUUCCGUGCUUUGACGAGACUGCGGAAUAAUGAUCACUUGUGUGCCUGCAUUGACCAAGCAGUUGAGCUGCCUGUGGUUUUUUUAGACGAAGCUCUGCCUGGGGCAUGUCACUGAAUUAGAAUGUGGAGGUUCCUAGUUACGGGGAGAUUUUGGGGCCAAGAAGAGCUGGCACUGAACAGGCCUGAGGUGCUUUGACUGUAUUGGAGCAAAAUGUGUGCAGUCGUGCAUGUGGGAAGAAGGUGCCAGCUUCUUAUAAAAUUGCAUUUGGCCGAUUUGGUGAUCACAUAUUUGUGGUACUUAUGCACAAAAUAGUGUUUUGCUCAAUAUGUGCAGAUAUAUGCAAAGUCAUACCUUAAGUGCAAAAAAAAAAAAAUAAUAGAAUGAAUAUAAUGCAUAUAAAUGCAUUGCCAUGUUUUCAUCUACAUGUGGGUUUUUGAUUUGUAAAGGCGGUACUUGGCUUUUAUUCCUCGGCUUCAUGUUGUCACAGUCUGGCUUGAUUGAGUUAAGAGGAGAUAUUGUUUUGGUGAUAUGAAAAUAAAUAUAAUUUUCUCUAGA